This is a messenger RNA of Olea europaea var. sylvestris, 1387 nucleotides long. Its product is annotated as serine/threonine-protein kinase WNK1-like. The coding region runs from base 38 to 1234 and encodes 398 amino acids. The record is from RefSeq and is a predicted model, not a curated record. Gene Ontology annotation, molecular function: ATP binding; protein serine/threonine kinase activity. The transcript has 2 exons. Gene Ontology annotation, biological process: intracellular signal transduction; protein phosphorylation. NCBI's taxonomy places the organism in Eukaryota, Viridiplantae, Streptophyta, Magnoliopsida, Lamiales, Oleaceae. Gene Ontology annotation, cellular component: cytoplasm.
CUUAGGGCAAAUAGAGAACCACCGAGAUUUAAAUCAUAUGGAUCCUUUACUGAGACAACCUUAUCUUGAACUAGAUUAUGAAGGAAACUCGUUUACCGAUCAUUCGUUCGGAGGAUACUCCAAUGGCUAUACUUUUGAAGAAUCCAAUGGAUGGGCUUAUAAGCUGAACGAAGACUGGCAUAGUGGAAUUGAACUGUUUGAGCGUAAUGAUGAUGAAAUUGAUGAAGAUUUUACCGAGCUUGAUAUAGCUAUAAAGGGUAAGAGAAAAGAAGAUGGCAACAUCUUUUUGAGACUCAGAAUAUCAGAUAAAGAAGGUAGGAUCAGAAACAUAUAUUUCCCAUUUGUUAUUGAAACAGAUACUGCAUUAAGUGUUGCAACUGAAAUGGUAGCGGAGUUGGAGAUAACCGAUCAAGAUGUGACUAAAAUAGCCGAUACGAUCGACAGAGAAAUUGCUUUACUCGUUCCUUACUGGAGACCAGGGCCCGGAUAUGAAGAGACUCCUGGGUUUUCAAACUCCAACGUCUGUCUCAAUUGUGCUUCUAAUCAUACCUCGACUGGUUCGUUCUUGAAUUUUCUGUCGAGUAACCCAGGUGUGGAAUCUUUGCAGUUUUUACCGUGUUCAGGAUGUACUGCUACACAUGGACGGUUUGAAGAAUUUACAUAUCGAGUUGAUAGUCCUUGUCUGAUUGCAUCCAGUUGUGCCAAUAAACUGACUUUGCUAAACCAUACCAAUGGUUUCCAUUGUGAUGAAGACUGGAAACAGAAUGGAAGUCUCGAAUGCAGCUCAAUAGGCUGUCAUUAUCGCGAGGAAAGGCAUGAUAAAGAAAGUAGUGUAGAGGACAAGACACAGGCGAUGGUGAAGAAGAUUAAGAAAUCUUUAUCUGACUCCAUUUCAUUUGCUGUGAUUCACCCAAUGGGCCAAGAUAUGCGUGUCGACUACGACCACAAAUUUCAACACGAGUUGAGAUGGCUUAGAGCAAAGUAUCAGAUAGAAGCGCUGAAACUAAGAGAUCGAUGGUUAGAAUUUCUUCCAAGAUCUUCAAAACAUCGUUCGAGUUUGGAUCAUAGUAACCGGAACGAUGAAGUUGGGAUUGUAUCAUACAAAACUCUCGAACUUUCUGAUCAUGGCGAGAACACGAGUUUGGAAAGCUGCCCGAGUUUGUUCUCUAGUUCAUUUCUUCCUCAAAAACUUCAGAGGACAAUAUCCUUACCAGUUGAUGCAGUUGAAUUAUGAUCUGAAAGAGUUGUCUUCAUUUUUUUCAUUCAACUUUUUUCUUUAAAAAAAAAAUUUACAGAAGCUGUAAAUUUAUCGCAUAAACUUUAGUGGUUCUUAUACUUGGAUUGUAAUUCAAUAUUUUUUGAUAAAUGGAUCUCUAACUUUCUAUUA